Salvelinus fontinalis (brook trout) is the source of this 1467-nucleotide messenger RNA. Its product is annotated as cilia- and flagella-associated protein 251-like. The record is from RefSeq and is a predicted model, not a curated record. Lineage: Eukaryota; Metazoa; Chordata; Actinopteri; Salmoniformes; Salmonidae. Bases 553 to 1302 code for a protein of 249 amino acids. The transcript is spliced from 2 exons.
UUGAGAGAGAUCAAGAAGAAGAAGAUAUAUGGAAACAGAAGCAAAUUGACAUGGAGAAGGAGGGAAGAGAGAAGGAGAACAUGAGACAGAGAGAGAUAGAAGAGAUACACAGGGGACAACAACAAGAGGAGAGACAGAAACAAAUGGAGAUGGAGAAAGAAAGGGAGAAAGACAAUGAGAAUCAGAGAGAGAUGGAAUUAAAAGAUCAGCAACAAAAAGAGAUGGAGAAAGAAAAGAUGAUUAUGAGAGAGAGGGAGGAAGCAGGAAGAAGAAAGGAGGGGCAGAAAAAUAUUUUUGGGGAAAUUGAAGGACAGAAUGAACUGGAGAUAGAACAGGAGAGAGAGAUGGAAGAAAAGCAUGAAGUGAUUAAGGAAGCAGAGGAAGAGUACAGGGAAAGAGAAGAGAGAGCAAAGGAAGUAAGCAUGAAGUGAUUAAGGAAGCAGAGGAAGAGUACAGGGAAAGAGAAGAGAGAGCAAAGGAAGUAAGCAUGAAGUGAUUAAGGAAGCAGAGAAAGAGUACAGGGAAAGAGAAGAGAGAGCAAAGGAAGGAAGCAUGAAGAAACAUGUAGUAGUUAAUGUUAAAGCAAAAGCACGGGAGGUCUUCAAUAGACGUAAAGAGAGGAGGUUAGAAGUGUUGAAGGGGGAACGAGAACACAUAGAAAGAGGACAACAAAUCAGGAGGGAGAAGGAGGAAAGACGGCUGGAGAUGGAAAGAAAACAGGAGAGGGCAAGACGACAAGAGGAGCAGGAUAAAAAACAAGAGAUUGAAAUUGCUAGACAGAAAGAAAUGUUCAGACUAAGAGAGGAGGAGAGGCAGAGAGAGGAAGAGAGAGAGGAUCAGAGAAAGAGAGCCAUUGAAGGCUAUUUAUCUUUAAUCAGCGAGAGAGAGAAGAUAACAGAGGCAAAAAAAAGAGAGGAGAUGGCGGAAGAGGAGGAGGAAAAGGAAGAUGACAAGGAGGACCUUGUCCCACCCUAUAAAAAUAGCCGAAGGGGAGCAAUGGGCUGGGUGAAUAAGAAGUGGGAGAAGAGGAACAUCAAGAAGAUAGAGAGAGCAUAUCAGAGAGAAGCUGAGGAGGGCUAUAAGAUCGUCCACAUAGAUGGCCAGCAGGAGGGGCCAACGAGGCCACAGGCAUGGGCAGAGAACCAGGAGGGGAGUUCAGAGAACCAGCAGGAGUGGCCAGAGAACCAACAGGGGGGGCCAGACAGCCAGCAGCUAGAAGCUCCAGAAGAGGCUGAGACAUCAGAGCUAAUCUCAAAGAAAAAGAAAAGGCCAGGCAUCUGGAAGAGAAUUAAGAUGGGGUAAAGAAUGUUUAAACACAUGUAUUCAUGUUUUACACUGUUAAUAUAUAUGUUGUCACUUCUAUUAUCCAAAUGUGAGGGUUUAGUGUACAUGCAACACACAUGUAAAUAUAUAGAUACUUACCUGUCUCUGAUGUCUCACAGUAUUCCUGACCUGCUGUCUGCCUAG